CCAAACGAGGUUGGGUUUCUCAAACAAGAUGGCGGGUCGGUUAUGUUAGCAUUUGAAGUAUUUUAAAUUUUCUCUAUUUUCUGAUGUUACUGAAACAAAAAAUUCUCAUUUGUGGGUUUCAGCCAAUGACACGAUAGUUCAAUGCGCUCUAAGUCGAAGCCGGCUGUGAGUACAGCAUAACAGGAUUGUCACUGGAGAUUAUGUAAUGGCAGGACGGCCUCAUACAUAUGACAGCAACUCCAGUGAUCCUGAAAACUGUGAUCGAAGGUCUCAUAAUAGACCACGCAAAUUUUACAAACAUUCAAGUGCCCAGUCUCGUGCAUCCAAACUCGAGUCUGAAUACGUCAAAAUGAGUUUGCAUGGUGCCAGUGGUGGAUAUGACCGAUCAAGGGAUCGUCGUAGAUCAAGUGAUCGAUCCAGAGAUUCUUCACAUGAAAGAGGUGAAAGUCAGUUGACUCCAUGUAUAAGGAAUGUUACUUCACCUACGAGGCAAUACCAUAAUGAUCGAGAAAGAGAUAGUAAUUCAUCGUCUAGGCCUAGCAGUCCCCGCCCUCAGAAAGCCUCUCCAAACGGAUCUAGUAGUAGUGGAGUCAUCAGCAGUAGAAACAGCAGUCUGUCAAGUACAGAAGGAAAUUGCAAGUCAAUGGGUGUUGGUGAAAUGGUGUUUGUCUAUGAAAAUGUAAAAGAGGGCACAAGAAACAUAAGAACUUCAGAGCGAGUGACCCUGAUUGUUGAUAACACUAGAUUUGUGGUUGAUCCAUCAAUCUUCACUGCACAACCCAACACUAUGCUGGGAAGGAUGUUUGGGUCUGGUCGAGAACACAAUUUCACGCGUCCUAAUGAAAAGGGGGAAUAUGAAGUAGCAGAAGGGAUUAGCUCUACUGUUUUUCGUGCAAUAUUGGAUUAUUAUAAAACUGGGAUAAUCCGCUGCCCUGAUGGAAUCUCCAUUCCUGAGCUGAGAGAGGCGUGUGACUAUUUAUGCAUCUCCUUUGACUAUAGCACAAUUAAAUGCAGAGACCUGAGUGCACUAAUGCAUGAGCUUUCAAAUGAUGGGGCACGUCGUCAGUUUGAAUUUUAUUUGGAAGAAAUGGUCUUGCCACUGAUGGUAGCCAGUGCCCAAAGUGGGGAAAGAGAGUGCCAUAUUGUGGUUCUGACAGAUGAUGAUGUUGUCGAUUGGGACGAAGAGUACCCACCUCAGAUGGGAGAAGAAUAUUCACAAAUUAUUUACAGCACAAAACUUUAUAGAUUCUUUAAAUACAUUGAAAACAGAGAUGUUGCCAAAUCGGUUUUGAAGGAGCGUGGUUUGAAGAAAAUCCGGCUAGGAAUUGAAGGCUAUCCUACAUAUAAGGAGAAAGUAAAGAAGAGGCCAGGAGGUCGUCCUGAAGUUAUAUAUAAUUAUGUACAGAGACCAUUCAUCAGAAUGUCUUGGGAAAAGGAGGAGGGCAAAAGUCGCCAUGUUGAUUUCCAGUGUGUGAAAAGUAAAUCCAUCACUAACCUUGCUGCAGCCGCAGCAGAUAUUCCCCAAGACCAGUUGGUUGUAAUGCAUCCCACUCCACAGGUUGAUGAGCUGGAUAUCCUCCCUAUUCACCCCCCACCAGGAAAUAGUGAUCCAGAUCCUGAUGCACCAUCUCCUGCAGUAUAAGGGUGACAGUCUGAAAGUGCAGCACGCCAUUGUCCAAGGAAUGAAGAGCAGCAUUUUAACUGGCUACCGUGCACUUCAUCAGCAGCCUUAGAUAUUGAAACUUUGGUAUCUUGAGAUACUAAAAAUAAGAAUAAAAUGAUGCAAGGUGCAGUGACUUUUUUUUUUUUUUUUUUAUUUUUACAUGACCAAAGGAAUAAAAAUGGCAAUGGGUUUUCUAAAAUGUUACAUCUUGCACAAUAUAAGUUAAAGGAAAUCAUUUGCUAUUUCACUAUUUUGGCAAGCCCACAAUUAGUCAACUGAAGACCAGUUGGUUUACCUUUUUGGUGGAUUUGUGAUGAUCUCUUUUUUUAAAGAAAAAAGUAAAUAGAUAAAAAUAGCUUUUCAUAUGCAGGUAUGCAGUGAAGUAUUAAAAACAAUGCAGACUGCUUUUUUGAAAGAGAUCACCACUGUAAGUUGCUGGGCUUUAAACCUGUUUUCAGAUUUAUUUUUUAAUGACACGUGAUGCACUGCUUUUCAUGUCAGUGCAUCACAAAUUUGGGGCUCUUUGUUAAUUGCAUUUCUUCAUAUGAUUUGUUUAAAGUUUGUUUUAUUCUGCACUCACAUUUCUUGUUUUAGGUUUAUUAUUUGUUCAUAAAGCUAAUAUUUAAUAAAGAGCUAACUGAAAUUACAUUAUCCUGUGUUCUGCCUUGUCUUAAUCAGGAUAUGUAUAUACACAGCAAAGGUUUAACUGUAUCCAGAUACACCUAAAGACAAGGAAGACCGAUGUUAAAGAGUGUAAAUAGCAUGAACACUUUAUUCUGACUGAGAUCUGAUAUUUUUGGGUUCACAUUGGUUUUAUGGCAGUUGGUUUUCACACACAAGCAAUGAAUAUGCCAUGGUAUAUAGAAAGAAUAACUAAAAAGUAGACAUCGGGAUGCUUUAGCUAUAUUAUGAAGAAAGAAUGAGGACUAGUCAAUAAAAUGUUUCAUUAUGUGGUGAAACUGUACCUUUUCAUCCAUCUUUUUGGCAGUAGUUUUGUUGGAGACUUAAAAUUAAAGAACAAGACAUGUACAAUAAGAUAUCUUUCAUUACAAAAUGUGUGGCUUUAUCUUUUUCAGCAAUUUUAGAUAUCGCCACUGCAGCAGUAUUUCCCUCCAUGGCAGUGAGAUGGAAGGGAAAAUGAUUGGUGGGGUAUUAGUUUAUAAAGUAAGGAAGAUUUACUAUGUUUGUCUGUGUCUGAAGCUAUAAUGUGUAAUGGUUGGUUAUACAAUUUUGCUGUUACCCAUAAUUAAUAAGUUUUCAGCAGACUUUUAUUAUUAUGCAGUAAUAUUUAUUUUAAACUAAACUUUAAUGUUUCCUGUUCUUGUAUUUCUUGGCUAUACUUUGUAUACUUGUAUUUACUUCAUGUUCAUUUAUUUAACAUUUUCUUUGUCUUCUAAAGGGCUUGUUUAUACUUCUAUAAAAGAAGGGUGCUGCCUAAAUAAAGACUGAUUGAUUAAACCAA
Molecule: messenger RNA, 3125 nt
Organism: Polypterus senegalus (gray bichir)
Lineage: Eukaryota; Metazoa; Chordata; Cladistia; Polypteriformes; Polypteridae
Gene: btbd10b
Product: BTB (POZ) domain containing 10b
Exons: 9
Coding region: 206-1642 (478 amino acids)
Biological process (GO): positive regulation of phosphorylation
Cellular component (GO): cytoplasm
Molecular function (GO): protein binding
Source: RefSeq, a predicted model, not a curated record